AUGUGUGCUACAAACGUGACAGCAUUGGGAAAAUAUGUUCCAUGGCCGUUGACCUUUUGUAAAAUAUCAUCGUUGAAAAUGUUGUGCCCGACUCAUGUGAAAUCACUGCCCUCUGAACUCUCCCCUUCCUGCUCGUAUCGACUCGGUCGGAUACGUCGACUGACAAACUACUGGUCUGAGACGAUGAACAAGUCGAAUCCAUGUCCUCGACCGGGCAUGGAUGUUGCGCGACCAACUGAAAAUAGACAACCGAAAGAUACCAAAUUAUCCCGUCGCCCGUACACAGAAGCAGAACUGGCUGCUGCGGUUCGAGCAAUUUGCUUCGAUCGUCUUGGUACUCGGCGUGCAGCCAGUGUUUACGGGAUUCCUCGAUCCACGUUACGUAAUAAGAUAUGCAAACUGAACGAGUUGAAGAAGCGUGAAGAAGAACGAUUGGGUGGAAAAUCGAUCGUGAUGGCGGAUUUUUUGCAUAGCUUGAUACGAUCACAGAAGGUGGAAACGCCCGAAACAACGCGUUUCCCCUGGUCGGGACAUACUGACUCAAUCAACUCUACCCGGCCAACUGUUCGUGAGACAACGGACGAUCCAGGACGUCUUUUCACAACGGCCACUCAUGUGGCAUCGAUCUUCCAGGUGUGUAAAAGGAAAGUAUCAAACAAUUCGCAGGUAUUACAACAGCAUUUUACUUUUUUGUUGUGA
Echinostoma caproni is the source of this 699-nucleotide messenger RNA. Lineage: Eukaryota; Metazoa; Platyhelminthes; Trematoda; Plagiorchiida; Echinostomatidae. The record is from the annotation of a GenBank genome assembly.